AUGGCACACUUAUCACCUCCACCGUCUCCACCGGUAGGACAAACACCUCUGGCUGUAAGCGCGUUGAACGCGCUGAACGCAUCCUCAGCGAACCUCAUCCAACGUGCCUCCGCAUUUAGUUCUGUGCUUGGUCAGAAAUGGAAUCCGCGUGACCUACUACUGCUGUACAAUCCCUUGUUCUACUCUGGUGCUGCCUUCCCGUGGCCACAGUUCCUUCUACCUCAGCAACCAAUCACACCGGUUUCACCUCAUCUAAAUACUAGUCGCGACUACACGCUUACACCGGAGAAGGAAGAGAUCGUCGAUGAAGAUAUGCCACUAAACCUCUCGAUGAAGCCUUCUACCUCCACACCGAACGCUCGCCAUACGGCCCUGACCCAUUCGAUCAACAUCUGGUCGCCGGCGAGCAUGUGCGAGAAGGAAACGAUAGAUGGCGACAACCAAAGCAACAUCGACAUCGAGAAUGAUGAUGACUCCAGCGGUGAUCUCCAAAUCGAUGAGUCUUUUGACUCACACACGAACCAUCAUCAUCACCCUCAUCACCAUCAUCAGCAACAUCACAACCAUCAGCUUCACCAGCAGCAGGAACAUCGCGAUCGGCAACGAGAAACGGCACGCAUCCUGACGGAGUACAACAGCUUGCUGCUGAACGGUGCCAACCGGCAGUCCAGCGUUGGAUCACGCACCACCCAGGACUACUUCAACUACAGCAAGAUCAGCAAAGGUUACUUCACGCACCUCCAGCAGCAGCAGAAGAAUCUCGAGAUACUGCGACAAAACCGGACCGAUCUGUUCGUGAUCAAUGGCGGCAAUGCGUCAGGCAACGAUAACAACAACAAGGAGGGCGUCAAGAACCAAAACACUCAGGGCAGUGCGAGUGGGCGAAUGUGUGGUGUUGGUGGCAGUGGUGGGAUGGGAACUAGUGACAGUAGUGAUACGAUAACCGGUGGUGAAAAGUUCGGAUAUAUAAAGUCGGAAACGAUGAUGGCCACGGCAUCCGCGACCCGGCCCGAUUCUACGCAACCACAUUCGAACAGUCCUUACGGCAGCUCGAACGAUUCUUCCUCCCAUGGCCAUUCGCACUCGAUCGUGAGCACACCGACCGGCGAGGGCAAGAAAAGCGUCAAACUGUAUCAGUGCAAACAGUGUGGCAAAACGUUCAAGCGUUCUAGCACACUCUCGACUCAUCUGCUGAUCCACAGUGACACUCGGCCUUAUCCCUGCCAGUACUGUGGCAAGCGUUUCCACCAGAAGUCCGACAUGAAGAAGCACACGUACAUCCACACCGGUGAAAAGCCUCACAAAUGUGUCGUCUGUCUGAAGGCGUUCAGUCAAAGCUCUAAUCUCAUCACACACAUGCGCAAACACUCCGGCUAUAAGCCUUUUUCCUGUGGCCUGUGUGAUAAGGCGUUCCAGCGCAAGGUGGACCUGCGGAGGCAUCGUGAAGGUCAGCAUAACGAGCCCGCCACAGUAACGAGCCCGAUCGAUAUGGUCAAGUACGAAAUGCCGGAGCUAAAGCACAGCCACACGGGCAGCGAACCGGGCGAUAUGAUGGACGACUCAACCACGCUACCAGCCGACUAUCACCAGGCGGACAUCAAGAUGGAGCAGGUUAGCAGCAGUUGCUCCUGA
Anopheles maculipalpis is the source of this 1632-nucleotide messenger RNA. RefSeq names its product zinc finger protein sens-like. Gene Ontology annotation, cellular component: nucleus. The record is from RefSeq and is a predicted model, not a curated record. Lineage: Eukaryota; Metazoa; Arthropoda; Insecta; Diptera; Culicidae. The coding region runs from base 1 to 1632 and encodes 543 amino acids. The transcript is spliced from 5 exons.